Molecule: messenger RNA, 3244 nt
Organism: Limanda limanda (common dab)
Lineage: Eukaryota; Metazoa; Chordata; Actinopteri; Pleuronectiformes; Pleuronectidae
Product: alpha-1,6-mannosyl-glycoprotein 2-beta-N-acetylglucosaminyltransferase
Exons: 2
Coding region: 298-1536 (412 amino acids)
Biological process (GO): protein N-linked glycosylation; oligosaccharide biosynthetic process
Cellular component (GO): Golgi membrane; Golgi stack
Molecular function (GO): alpha-1,6-mannosylglycoprotein 2-beta-N-acetylglucosaminyltransferase activity
Source: RefSeq, a predicted model, not a curated record
CCCAGAUGUUGGAGCCUCUUCCUGGUGUGAGCGUGUUGACACAUCGCUCCUCGUCCGGGUGCCGAGAACCAGCCGAGAACCAGCUCGUUCCGAUGACACGGUGUCCGAGUGAGGAAGGGGACCCGCCGUCACAAACACAAACUUCUGCCAUUCGGUUGAAGAAGCGGCUCACGUGACGUCGGACCGUGAUCUUCAGUGCAAGAGGAGGUGAUGUUGCCAACGAGCUCACAGCGAAGAUAAAGGUGAAUCAAAGCCACUGCUCCUCUGCCUCUCAAGUCUGUUUCCACCGGGAGAAAAAUGAGGUCUCGAAUGUCCAGGAGGAACCUGCUGCCACUGCUGCUCCUCUUCUUCGUAGUUCUGUCUGUGACUGUUUUAUUAUUACUCUACGGCAAUGAUGAAAGUGUAACCGAUCACGUGGCUCAGGGAAAUGAGGAGGAAAAGGUGAAGUUUAACUUUGGUUCUCCGUCAGACUUGACUCGGUCCGUUUACAACGCAAACUACAGGCAGUAUAUUCAGAAUUUCGACAAGUUUGUUGGGGAGCCUCAGCUGGUGCUGGUCGUGCAGGUCCACAACAGGCCUGAAUACCUCAAGCUGCUCAUCAAGUCGUUGAAGGAAAUCAAAGAGACUCACGGCUUCCUUUUGAUCUUCAGUCAUGACUAUUUUACAGAGGAAAUAAAUACGAUAGUGCAGGGGAUAACUUUCUGCAGGGUACUGCAAAUUUAUUUCCCUUUCAGCACUCAGCUGUAUCCCAGUGAGUUUCCCGGGCAGGAUCCACGAGACUGCCCCAGAGACAUGUCCAAGGACAAGGCUGUGAAAACAGGAUGCCUGAACGCACAACACCCUGACUCCUAUGGGCACUACAGGGAAGCCCUCAUCACUCAAACCAAACACCACUGGUGGUGGAAAAUGCACUUUGUGUGGGAGCGAGUGCAGGUGAUGCAGGGCUACAGUGGGUUUGUAGUGUUUCUGGAGGAGGACAACUACAUCUUACCAGACUUUUUCCACUUCUAUAAGUCAAUGGUAGAGUUCAGCAAGAACAGCUGCCCGGACUGUGACAUGCUGGCUCUGGGUAACCACAAUGGCCUGAAUGAUUUUGUUAAACUGUCCAAUAAGGUUUUGACCACUGGGUGGAUGUCCACGAAACACAACAUAGGCAUGGCCCUCUCCAGGGAGGUGUACUACAAAUUGAUGGGCUGCAGCCACGAGUUCUGCACCUAUGACGACUACAACUGGGACUGGACUUUGCAGCACUUGUCAGGAACAUGCAUACCAAAGCCCCUCAAAGUGCUUGUAGCACAGGGUUCCCGGGUUCUUCACACAGGAGACUGUGGCCUUCACCAGAAGGACGAGUGCAGGCCAGAAUUGGCUUCACAGAGGGCAGAGGAGGGGCUUCAGAGCGUCAAGCAUGCCUUAUUUCCUUCAUCUCUUCUCCUUAAUGGUGCAGAAGCAGUAGAGCACAAGGCACACAUGAAGAAUGGAGGAUGGGGAGACACCCGUGACCAUAGUCUAUGCAAUAACUAUGCCAAGCGACUUUGAACUGUACCUUUUUCUUAAAAGUAGAAUUUGGUAUUCUGCGAAUGAGCAAUCACACAUCACUUUUCAGGGCUUUAAGGCUAAAAUGGUAAAAUGCUAUAAAGAAAUAUAACUAAACAUGGUGCAUGCACACAGCUAGUUUAUUUUUUGUAAUCACCAAAGCUGCACUAUUGCCAAAGACAUUGUGGAGUUUGUGCGUUUUUAAUGCAUGCACAUUCCAACAAGCUGCUCAGUUUCAUUUCAUCAUGUUUGUUUAUCUCUGGGUGUCUCACAAGCCAAAACAUCAGGUUAGAAUUAUUGCACAGUGAUGGUGAAUUAGAAUAAACAACACACACACACAGCAUGAUGUUUAUUCACAAGAGGUUCAGUUUGCUUGUGUGUUGCUUUUUAUGGACCAUUCAGUUGUAAUGAUUUUUACACCUUCUUUUCAUGGUACGGAUUUUAUAUGCAACACCAAAAAGAAUGUUCAUGUAAUGUACGUACAUAGAGGUGUAAUCAAUUGUGCGUGACUGUCUUCAAUGUUAGAUGCUCUGAUUAAUUGAGCAGCUCUGUCUUGGGAUUUUAACUUUGUGUUACUUAAUAUCUCUCUCUGCUCUUACCAGAGGUAUUUUUUUCUGAGGGGAGGUCGACGGACACCACUUGACUUAAUCUGUCUCAUAGUACCCAGUGUAUUGAUCCCAUGUUACAACCUGCAAGAGGUUGAUAUUGAUUUAUUUUUUGUGCAUUUGCUUUCUGAUUGGAGCAAAGUGACCUAUUGGAGUCUGGCUCAAGAUUCUGAUACUGCAAACGUCAGGGUCGUCUGAUUCUGCAUUUCCAGAAUAGCACCUUCAUGGUCAGAAUUUAUGCUGGGAAAUGAAAACAGAAUGAAUUGCAUUGGGAUUAGAUGUAGAGAGAAAGACAGAUUUCUUUUCUUUACAGGCAUUCAUUCAGUAGAUAAAAAAUAUCCCCCUGGAGAUAAACUUUCCCUUUUACAUUAUAAAAGAAUGAGGAAACACAAUCAUAAUGAUGCUGUUGAUGGCUUCAAGAUCACCAAACGUGCCUUUUUAUAGUUCCUCUGUGCCAGACCUGUUUUAAAGAGAUUUUUAAAAGUGCACUGAUAACAUUGGAAUUCACCUUGUACUUUGCAUUGUAUUUACCAAUUCUUGUGACUCAUAAUUGCUGAUGGAUAUUAUUUGAUAGUGUCUUUCUUUACAACAUUUUUAGGGAAAAAAUGUGGAAAUUAAUUUCACAAAAGAAAUUCUUAGUAUAAAGUUAGGUAAAAUUAUGCCUCACUGUGGAAUAUUGCUUGUACAGAAGAUAGUUGCCCCAAAUAAGUGCCCUAACCUGUUUAACCUGAUAUAAGGGCAUCACAAUGUGCCUUAGGGAGAUUCAAGAAAUCUGCAAUGAAUGUGAUAACGGAUAGAUUAUCUUCUGUUCAUGUUGAAAAGCACAAUACAUUUUUAAGAACAUAGAAAAGACACAAAAAUAUACAUAUUAUAAUGAAUUUCUGUGUAUGUGGAUUAUUUUUGUGUGGAUGUCGACUGUUUUUGUGUGGAUGUGGGAUGAUUGAUUAUCCCUUAAUCAGUGAGAUAGGUGUGCAGUUUCAUGAAAUGAAUCCAACCUUUUUUGUUGUCAUUUUUGCUUGUUCUAUUGUUCCUCUCUGUCACUUGAAAUUGCUGUUUAUUGUUCACUUAAUGUUUUGCCAAAUGGAAAAUAAAAGACAUUGAAUGUU